AUGGCUUCCUUCGAAGACGACCCAGUCGUUUCUUCCUACGAUGUCUACCUUACCGACUCUGAAAUCUCUCGCUAUGUUUUCCAGUACAUUGAUCGACCCCAAAAUAAACCGUACAACGAACGAAAGGGCCAAAAGCCAGUCGAGCUUCGAAUGAAACCAAACACGGGCCUCGUCGAGAUCGAUGUCCCAAUCAACACUCGCGUUACCUACGACAUGGAGAAGGGCCUGAAAUAUGGCGAUGCGAUGAAGAAGAGCCGCUCAGCCCGCGACGGUGGAUCCUUCGGCAUGUCAGGUGGCUUCAGUGGCGGCAGCUUGGCUACUGGAGGGCUCAGAGUCAAGAAUGAAAACGAUGUCGAAGUGUUUGAUAAGAAGAAGAUGAUGGUGGAUGGCAGUUCGGUAGUCAGGACACAAGCCCUUGGUGGGCGAAUUAAGCCUGCAGAGGAGGGAGAUCCUGUUCAUAUGCUGGGAACUUUCAAAGGAAAAAAUCUGCACCUCUCACCGGUCACAGCAGUGGUUCAAUUACAUCCCCAACUCCACCAUAUUGAUGCCAUGGACGAAUUGCCUAAAGCGCGAGGUGCCAAGGGCAAAAAGGAUGAAGAAGAGCGCGCGGAGCCCGAGGCUCGUGCUAUCGACGUCAAAGUCAAGGGCGCUGAAGAUGGUGGUGCUACGCUUGUUGGAAACUUGGAUCUUCUCAAGAGAAUGCAAGAAGAGAAGUGGAAGACCCUGGAUUGGGUGGAUGCAGAGACUGAGGAAUCUUGGUAUACUUACGAAAACUACAUGAUGAACCAAAACCCAGAAGACCUUCCCCAACUUGAAUCGGUGAUUAACAGUGAAGCUUAUUUGGAUGGCAUGAGUGCGCCCCGGAUUGACCCUGCACACCCCGAGAUGACGGGUUGGGCUAUGAAGCAAAACAGACAAAAGCAAAGAGAUGGGCCAUCAGAGAGUGAGGAUGAGGAAAGCUAA
This is a messenger RNA of Penicillium verhagenii, 963 nucleotides long. RefSeq lists its product as uncharacterized. NCBI's taxonomy places the organism in Eukaryota, Fungi, Ascomycota, Eurotiomycetes, Eurotiales, Aspergillaceae. Gene Ontology annotation, cellular component: RNA polymerase III complex; nucleus. Bases 1 to 963 code for a protein of 320 amino acids. The transcript has 3 exons. The record is from RefSeq and is a predicted model, not a curated record. Gene Ontology annotation, biological process: DNA-templated transcription.